UGUUUAAAGAUUAAAACUAGAAAUAUAUAUAAACUCGAUUGAAAAACAGAUUUUUGUUUAUUGUGUCUGAGUCAAUAAUCUAAAGACAACCAUGAAGUGUUUGGGAAUUUGCGUCGCCCUGAGCGUCAUAGCCCUGUCCGCGGCCGCCAUCUUGGACUUCCAUCCCCUCUCCGACGAAAGAAUCGCCCAAAUCAACCAGAAGGCCAAGACAUGGAAGGCCGGCAAGAACUUCGAUAUUGAAGACUGGGCAAAGGUCAAGAGGAUGGUCAGUGGUGUACUGCCCGAUGCACGACUCAAGAAUAAACUCCCUGUAUCAGCCCCUCAUGACGUUACUGAGGAUGUUCCUGAUACUUUCGAUGCUCGUGAGCAAUGGCCUAACUGUAUUUCUGUUCAAACAGUCUGGGAUCAGUCAGAUUGUGGAUCUUGUUGGGCUAUCGCAGCCACAGCCGCCAUGUCCGACCGUAUCUGUAUCCAAUCCAACCAAACCAAACAAGUCUUCGUCUCCGUCGAAGACCUCAACACUUGCUGCUCUGACUGCGGUUUCGGCUGUGACGGUGGUUACCCACUCGAAGCUUGGUACUACUGGCAAAACACCGGUAUCGUAACCGGAGGUCUAUACCAAGGCAACCAGGGGUGCAAAGAUUACACCCUGGCACCUUGCGAACACCACGUCGACUACACCACCAGACCUCAAUGCUCUGCUCUGAACUACACGACUCCUGCUUGCACCAAGGCUUGCUCUGCUUCCGGUCUGAACUACGAGGAGUCUUUGACUUUCGGACAAGAACCAAUAAAUUUGGCUGAGGAAUUGCAAAUUCAGUUGGAGAUUAUUAAGAGUGGACCUGUCGAAACUAGCUUCGACGUUAUGGAUGACUUCCCCACCUACAAAUCUGGUGUAUAUGAAGCUACCAGCUCCAACUAUAUCGGAGGCCACGCAGUGAAAAUCGCUGGUUGGGGUGUGGAAAAUGGUUCCAAGUACUGGUUGAUCGCCAACUCCUGGAACACUGAUUGGGGUCUAGAUGGUUACGUCAAAUUCGUCCGUGGCAUCGACCACUGUGGUAUUGAGAGCAACGUUGUUGCUGCCUUACCAAAAGUAUAGAUUUUUUCAACAAAUGUCUAAUAAAUAAUUCUGAUAUCUACCAA
Molecule: messenger RNA, 1143 nt
Organism: Sitophilus oryzae (rice weevil)
Lineage: Eukaryota; Metazoa; Arthropoda; Insecta; Coleoptera; Curculionidae
Product: cathepsin B-like
Exons: 4
Coding region: 92-1099 (335 amino acids)
Biological process (GO): regulation of catalytic activity
Cellular component (GO): lysosome
Molecular function (GO): cysteine-type endopeptidase activity
Source: RefSeq, a predicted model, not a curated record